Messenger RNA from Paramecium sonneborni, 188 nucleotides. The record is from the annotation of a GenBank genome assembly. Lineage: Eukaryota; Ciliophora; Oligohymenophorea; Peniculida; Parameciidae.
AUGAAAGAUUAAUAUAUAACUAUUCAUCGAGAUAUUUUUAUUCUAAAAUAAAAGAAAAUACGAAAAUCUAAAGGGCAUUAAUUGGAAAAAAAUUUUUAUAUUAAUUACCUUAAAUAAUCAAUAUAGAACUUUUAGAUAACGAGGGUAUUGUAUUAUUUUUAAAGAUUAAGUGGGUCACAAUUGUUUGA